CAGAGAGAGAGAGGGGAGUGGAGUUAAGCUUGCUUCUUCAUUCCUCACUUUUUCUUCUCCUUCUCCCGAGGGAAGCGACUCGGUGGACUCGUUCGUUCACAUUCCGCGAAUCAAGACGACGAGAAGAUAUCGAGAUUCGAGAGACUCUGAUUCUGAAUUAUAGAUUUUCUCGAUGGAGUUACAUUCAUCUUCUUCGUCGCCGGAGAGAUGUAGCGUGAAAGUGGCGGUUAACGUUCGUCCUUUGAUCGGAGACGAGAUAAGUCAGGGCUGCAGGGAAUGCGUUUCGGUUUCUCCGGUAACGCCACAGGUGCAAAUGGGAACACAUUCCUUCACAUUUGAUCACGUUUAUGGUGGAGGAAGUAAUGCUUCUCCUUCUUCCUCCAUGUUUAUGGAAUGUGUUGCUCCUCUUGUUCAUGGUUUGUUCCAUGGAUACAAUGCUACUGUUCUCGCUUAUGGUCAGACAGGAUCUGGGAAAACAUACACCAUGGGGACUGCUUUUAAAGACGGUACAAGCAAUGGGUUGAUUCCUCAAGUCAUGACUGCUCUCUUCAACAAAAUCGAGUCUGUUAAGCAACAAAUGGAGUUCCAGUUACAUGUCUCUUUUAUCGAGAUUCUCAAGGAAGAAGUUCUGGAUUUGCUGGAUAGUGUCAAUGGAGGAGCCCCUGGAAAGGGUAAGUCCCCUGUACAGAUUCGCGAGUCGCCAAACGGGGUCAUUACACUCUCUGGCGCAACUGAAGUUCCCAUAGCUACUAAGGAUGAAAUGGCUUCCUGUUUAGAGCAAGGGUCUCUAUCCAGGGCCACUGGGAGCACUAAUAUGAAUAAUCAGUCUAGCCGUUCACAUGCCAUCUUCACAAUCACCUUAGAACAGACACGCAAAAUCACUCCCAUCUCAGUGGUUGAAGACACCGUAGAUGAGGAUAUGGGUGAGGAGUAUUCUUGUGCCAAGCUUCAUCUCGUAGAUCUUGCUGGAUCUGAAAGAGCUAAACGGACAGGUUCAGGCGGUGCUCGAUUGAAAGAAGGAAUUCACAUCAAUAGAGGACUCCUAGCACUUGGUAAUGUCAUCAGUGCACUUGGAGAUGAGAAAAAGCGAAAAGAAGGUGCUCAUGUUCCCUACCGUGAUAGUAAACUUACUCGGUUAUUGCAGGAUUCUCUUGGUGGAAAUAGUAAAACAGUCAUGAUAGCUUGCAUCAGUCCCGCUGACAUCAAUGCUGAAGAAACUCUUAACACACUCAAAUAUGCAAAUCGUGCUCGGAAUAUUCAGAAUAAGCCUGUUGCCAACAAAGACUUAAUAUGUAAUGAGAUGCAAAAGAUGCGUCAACAGCUACAAAAUCUACAAGCUGCACUAUGUGCUCGUGGGGAAACCCCAUCAAAGGAAGUGCAGGUAAUGAGAGAGAAGAUCAUGAAGCUAGAAUCUGCCAAUGAUGAGCUUUCUCGAGAACUUCACAUCUAUCGCAGCAAGAGAGCUACACUUGACAAUUGCAAUAUGACUACACAGGAAGAUGGUGUGAGUUCUACAAAAGAUGAUUGUCUCAAAAGGGGAUUCGAAAGUAUAGAUUCAGAUUAUGAAAUGAGUGAAGCAACAUCAGGUGGAAUCUCUGAAGAUAUAGAUGGAGCAGCUAAAGAGUGGGAGCAUGCACUUAGGCAGAAUAACAUGGGCAACGAAUUAAGUGAACUGAGCAAACGUCUGGAGGAGAAAGAGUCCGAGAUGAAAAUAUGUGGGGCUGGAACUGAAAUUAUCAGACAACACUUUGAGAAGAAAAUGAUGGAACUUGAGAAAGAGAAGAGAACUGUACAGGUUGAGAGAGAUCUAUUGUUGGCUGAAGUUGAGAAACUUGCUGCUAGUUCUGAUAGACAAGCACAAGUUGCAAGAGACAGCCAUGCACAAAAACUAAAAGCACUCGAGACACAGAUUUCAAAUCUUAAGAAGAAACAAGAAAAUCAAGUUGAGGCCUUGAAACAAAAACAGAAAAGUGAAGAUGCAGCAAAGCGUUUACAAGCUGAAAUACAAUGCAUUAAGGCUCAGAAGGUUCAAUUACAACAUAAGAUGAAGCAAGAAGCUGAUCAAUUCCGACAAUGGAAAGCUUCUCAAGAAAAAGAAUUAUUGCAGCUCAAGAAAGAAGGAAGGAAGACAGAGCAUGAAAGACUCAAACUCGAAGCCCUCAAUCGACGUCAAAAAAUGGUUCUUCAUAGAAAAACAGAGGAGGCAGCAAUGGCUACCAAAAGACUUAAAGAGCUGCUGGAAUCUCGCAAGUCAUCAGUGGCGGCCAAUGGUCAACCACCAACUAGACAGGUGAACGGAAAAAAUCUUCAGAAAUGGAUUGAUAACGAGCUAGAGGUUAUGACAAAAGUACAUCAAGUUCGUUCCCAAUACGAAAAGCAAAUCCAAGUACGAGCUGCAUUGGCUGAAGAGUUAACCUCCUUAAAAAGAGAAAUGAACUUUGCCCCAACUCCCCAUCAAGAGAAAAAUGGACAGUUCAGAUUUUUAUCAACAAAACCCAGAUUGGAGAGAAUAGCUUCUCUUGAGAGCAUGUUGGAUGUUUCCUCAAAUGCUCUCACAGCCAUGGCCUCUCAGCUCUCAGAAGCAGAGGAAAGAGAGCAUAACCUACACACUAAGACUCGGUGGAACUCCAUCAAGUCCAUGACCGAUGCCAAGUGUUUGCUUCAAUAUGUGUUUAAUUCCACUGCCGAAGCAAGAUGCAAAAUCUGGGAGAAAGACAUGGACAUCAAAGAGAAGACGGAGCAACUAAAUGAUCUCCUCUGCUUAUUACAACUAUCUGAAGUCCAGAACCGAGAGAUACUUAAAGAGAAAAAGACAAGGGAGCAUACAUUGUCCAUUGCGCUGGCUUCAUCAUCCCCAUCAUCAUCGGUAACUUCAAGAAGCUCAUCAAAGCAAUAUGGGGAUAGUAAUGCGAGCAACCAAUCGUCUCCACCUUCAUAUCAUCGAGCAACAAAGCAUCUCAAAUACGCUGCGCCAGGUACAGUCAAUGUGUCCGUGAGAGAAUCAGCGGCUCUGUUGGAAGAGAAGAGAAAGAUGAAGGCAAUGAAGAAAAUGGGACAGAGUGGUGGGAAGCUGUGGAAGUGGAAGAGAAGUCAUCAUCAAUGGCUGCUUCAGUUUAAAUGGAAAUGGCAGAAACCAUGGAAGCUCUCUGAGUGGAUUAAGCAUAACGAUGAGACCAGUAUGCUCUUCAUGUCUAAGACUCAUCAUGAUGAUGGUGAUUAUUACUCGUGGAGCCGCCGACACUGAGUUUCGCAAUUUUCUUAAGGGUGUACUUGGGGUUGACUCGUGAUACAUCUGUCUAUACAUGAGCCUUUUGUUUCUCUUUUUGUUGAUAGAUUUAGAGUUGGUCGUUUGGGUUGCAGCAGUCAUUGUUCUUUACACUCUCAAAUAUUCUCUUUCCUUCUCAGAAAUUAAUCCUCAAAAGAAGCAUAAUUGAUCAAAA
Raphanus sativus (radish) is the source of this 3440-nucleotide messenger RNA. Its product is annotated as kinesin-like protein KIN-4B. Gene Ontology annotation, molecular function: microtubule motor activity; microtubule binding; ATP binding. The transcript has 23 exons. Bases 173 to 3244 code for a protein of 1023 amino acids. Gene Ontology annotation, biological process: mitotic spindle organization; microtubule-based movement. Lineage: Eukaryota; Viridiplantae; Streptophyta; Magnoliopsida; Brassicales; Brassicaceae. The record is from RefSeq and is a predicted model, not a curated record.